AGUGGUUUGUACGGCGGCGUGGGAGGGGAAUGGAGCCUGAGCUGCAGUAGUGGGUUCAGGAGCACUCAGCGCCGUAGCUGCGGAGCAGAGCACAAGGGAGGUGGCGGCGAGAUGUCUAAAGUCUCCUAUGUGCAAAUGACCUUUAUGGUGCUGUUUUCAUUCCUGUUGACCCUGGGCUUGGGUUUGUGGCUCCCCGAGGUUCUCUGCGCUUUCGUUCAACUGUUUGGUUUGAAGGAAGACAUGGUGACUCACAGUAUCGUGCUGAUAUACCUGGUUUUUGUGUUGUAUUUAGCGGUGCCCUCUCUACCGCGGGGCACGGUGAAGGUUAAGGAUAAAGCCGUCUUGAUUACAGGAUGUGAUAAAGGAAUUGGGUUUGCUUUGGCAAAGCAUCUACACACCAAAGGCUUUACUGUCUUUGCCGGUUGCCUCUUAAAGGAUAAGAACGGAGAAGGUGCUCAGACACUUGAGAAGAUGAAAUGUGAACGUAUGAAAGUUCUUCAAAUGAACGUAUGCACAGAUGAGGAGGUGCGACAGGCCAUGGAUUUUGUAAAGAGCCAGUUGAAGGAACCUGAGAAGGGUCUCUGGGGCGUGGUAAACAAUGCUGGUAUUUCAACCUUUGGAGAUGUGGAAUUCACAACAAUGGCAAGUUAUAAGGAGGUUGCAGAUGUUAACUUGUGGGGAACAGUCCGAGUGACUAAGGCCUUCCUCCCCCUAAUCCGGAGAGCAAGAGGUCGUGUUGUGAACAUUUCCAGUAUGUUUGGCCGCAUGAGCACAGCAAGUCACUCUGCUUACUGCAUUUCGAAUUAUGGAGUGGAGGCAUUUUCAGAUUGUCUGCGUUAUGAGCAAAAGCGCUGGGGUGUUAAAGUCAGCAUUAUUGAGCUGGGAAACUAUAUAGCUGCCACAGGAUUCCUUACUCGUGAUCAUGUUGAAAGCAUUGCUGAUAAAAUGUGGAGCGAAGCUGCUGAAAUUGUACAGGAAGAUUACGGGAAGUCUUAUUUUGAUCGACAGACAUUGACAAUGAAAUCUUUCUGCAGCAGCAGUUCAAAAGACAUGUCUCUUAUGAUUGAUGCCAUCACUGAUGCACUAACCUCCAGAUAUCCGUACAGCCGCUAUGAACCAAUGGAUGUCUAUUGGUGGCUUAGAUUGCACAUUUUGGCUUACUUACCUACUCCUAUAGCUGAUUGGUUGUACAAAAAUUAAACAGCUUGCCAGUGCAUUACCAGAAUGAUCUUGUGCCAUUUCCAUCAUGCUUCCCACUCCUUUCUUCAUUACCAUUGUCACCAAGAACUAAUUUAACUCAAGGACACAAUGAAACUGUGCAAAGUUAAUCACAAUUCUACUUUAUAGGUUUUAUAUGUACUUACUCUAAUGUAAUUAUUUUUCAUUUGAACACAGUGUAUGUUUGUCAUGGAGUAACAGGUACUGAAGAAGUGCUGUAACACUUUAUUUUUUUAAUGUAUAUAUGUGUAAUUCUAUUCAGAAAGUGGAAACAUUGUAUUAUUCAGUAUUUUUGUGUGCAAGAUACAAUUUGUUAAAUAAAAACAUU
Messenger RNA from Stegostoma tigrinum, 1546 nucleotides. It is a transcript of the gene bdh1, whose product is annotated as 3-hydroxybutyrate dehydrogenase, type 1. The record is from RefSeq and is a predicted model, not a curated record. The transcript has 5 exons. Bases 112 to 1200 code for a protein of 362 amino acids. Lineage: Eukaryota; Metazoa; Chordata; Chondrichthyes; Orectolobiformes; Stegostomatidae.